AUGGCGAUAAGCCAUGACUGGUCUUUCACUUUACUGUGGUUAAUUUGGAUUUUUACCCUUUUAUUCAGCGAUUCGUAUGGAAAACGAACACAAAACUAUUAUAUGGAAGGGUUAGAUUGCGGUGACAGUAAACAUAUAGGUGGAGCUACUGUGUAUUCUAAUUUCCGUGGUGACGUAAGCACCGUGUACGGUAAUGACAUCGAGUGUCAGAUGACGUUUAAAGCGGAGAAUAAGGACUGGAGAUUAAUGUUACGGAUUAUUGAGUUAGAUAUUCCUGAUAGGACUAGCACGGGAUUAUGUAACGAUGCCCUCUAUGUUUACGAUGAAAGCUCAAUUUAUGCCAGAGCCAUGGAAGAGGCAAACGGAAAUACCGGUCUCUGUGGCAACAUUUUACCUCCUACUUUAUAUUCUACAGGACAAUAUUUAACUGUUCAUUUCAGUGUCUCUUUACAAAAUCAAAAAGAUAUAGUUUAA
Lottia gigantea (owl limpet) is the source of this 474-nucleotide messenger RNA. RefSeq lists its product as hypothetical. The record is from RefSeq and is a predicted model, not a curated record. Bases 1 to 474 code for a protein of 157 amino acids. Lineage: Eukaryota; Metazoa; Mollusca; Gastropoda; Lottiidae. The transcript has 4 exons.